AAACGCAACUUGGGGAACUGAAAGAAUCCAAACAGGUAGGACGUGGGCCUUCGUCAGAACAUGGAGGAAAACAUUUCACUGGCAGACGAUCUGCUUGGGUAGAUUUGCGAAGUUGUUUGAUCCACUUUUGAGUCCAGUGGAAGAAUAUGACAAUGGGAUUAUGACGAAAGUGUUCCUACUGGAGUGACCAUGUCUUGAAGUGGUGUUUGUGUGGGUUGACGUCUUCCUUGUAGCCUCACCGACCACUGGACAGCGUUUGAGACUGGGCAGUAUGUUCUCGUGGGCCACUGCACUGGUGUUUCUUGGUGUGUUGCUACCCGCGGAGUUUAGAAAUGAGGAGAAGGAGUGCGAUCCUGUGCUGAGGUCAGUGCGGAUGGAAGUGUCUCCACUCAUGGUGCACUCGUUGUGUCGAGACGCAGGCAACGUCACUCUUGUCAUCUCGUGUGAACAGUCAGUUUGGACAGAACGCGUGCAAGGUUUUUGUAACAGUUUUGACCUUAAUAUUGGCGAAGCAAUAAUGAACCGUGCUCUGAGGUCUGAUUCAGUGACACUGUAUCUCAUGAAACUUGACCAAACGUUGGACGCUGCAAGAGUGGUCAUUCUGACAUCUGAUGAAGUCCAUCACUAUAGGAUAUCUGUAUGGGGCCACCACAACACUAGAUUUGUGUUAACUGUUGAGAACGUGUGUUUAGAAUCAAGACUUGAAAAGCAAAAUGAUGUCAUUAGGCCAAACAACAAGAUAACUACAAGCAAAACAUUACCCGUUAACGAAACCAUUCUCAAGCUAACCGACAACGUUGAUCAACCCUUACCAGAGUAUUCACGUUCAAACAAUUUGCCACCGGAAGAACAAAGUCUGAAAGAUGGCGUCUUCACAAAGCCAUCAUCUAGCAGAGUCAGGGGAGGGAUUAAGCUGAACACACAUCGAUCCUCUUUUUCAACUCUUGGAAAUUUCCCUACCUCUAUAUUUUCCAGACCUAGUACACUAGCUCCAAGACCCAAUGGUCUAGACUACAGAGCUAAUAAAUUAGUGAGACCUCCAAGCUCUCAACAGGCGCGCGACUAUCUCAAUAAAGUGGCUGACAAACGAAACGGGAGUCCAGAGUUGGAGAAACUGGAGUGGCUGGAGAACAAAAAAGUGGAAUUUGAGAGAAAAAUGGAUUAUUAUCAAAAUGUGUAUCCAUCCGGUGAAAAUAUUUCAGACUAUGGGGACUAUAGCACCGAGGCUUUGGACCCGGGGGCAAAACAAACUGUUGUGGCACAGGAGGUCGUGGAUUUCUCGCAAGUUACCAGAAAAGUGGAAUCAAAUAAUGAAAAAACACCAGCAACUUACGAUAAUUCUGAACUUUCAGGAACAUCCAAAAAUACAGUUCAAAGUGUGACUUCUGGUAGUUUGAUAAAUCAGGUUUUAAACAAUGUAUCAGUUAAUGAAAACUAUCCCCCUGCUAGUGAUACUAAGGAGAAUGUAUUUAUUGCUGGGAAGCUGGCAAAUAUUUUGCUUCCAUCAUCGCUGGAUGAAGGCAUCACUAACAAGCCACAAAGAGAGACAGUCAAUGUGAGCGGCAGUUUUCCUUUGUUUUUAGUUCCAUCUGACGUUGAAAGCGUUAAUGAUCGUGAACUGGUCCCUGGGGAAUAUACUAUUAUUUCACCCUCACCAUCACUGACCAGUGACGAGGUGUCGUCUCAGUCAAAUGAUGUGACUUCACCUGGAGGUCGUGAGAUUCAUGACAAUGCCAGCUCAUUGUCUACUGCAGUGCCAGAAAUAAGUGUAUCCACGUCUAUACUUACAUAUGCUUCCAGCUCUCUGGCAAAUGCUACAUCUCCAGUGGCUACAACUCCUGUGUCUACAUCACCUGUAGCUACAGAUGUACGUUCAUCUGAGUCGGACACGUUUCAGAGUACACAAGGUUAUGUGUCAUCUUCAACUUAUACAUCCGAUUCAACGACUGAAAGUCAAGCAUCUAGUCAAGCUUCUUCAACACCCACUUCUGCCACCACAACAACCUUGACCUCUCCACAAUCCACGUCUACUAGCGCACCUCCGUCAACCACAGAAACUGAUAAUCCCCAAACGACCACAGGAACUACUCCAUCAACUGCCACAAUAUCUACUUCGACAACUAUCGCAACCACCGCUCCCCAGACAACUAAAGAAAGUAAUACUCCUCCAAUAACCUCAGCAAACACUUUUACUUCGACUGCAACUACUACUACUUCGACAGCCACAACAACCCAUGCUCCUCCAAUAGCCGAAGCAACCACUUCUUCCUCAGCCGCCACAACAGCCACAGCUUCAUCAGCAACCACCAAAACGUCGGCUUCUACAAUAACCACACUAAACACAACAUUCUCGUCAUCCAGGAUCAUGACGACAGUGUCUUCAACCCUGACGCCUGCUGUGACCAUAGCAACAUCGACAACUAAACCUGCUUCCACGACUGCAAACAUGACGCCAUCUUCCACAACAUCCAACGCAGUCAACUUCACUUUUCUAUUGACACUACCAUCGUUUCCCGGUAACCCGAACCCCGUGAAGAGGCCAACCACGGCGAGUAGCACGGACGAGACCAGCAAAGACGACGAUGCACUGUGGCCUGUAAUUAUAGCUCUGGUACUGGGCAUUCCGGCCCUGGUGGUGGUCGGCAUCGCCGUGACCGUGAUCCACAGAAGAAGGAGACCGAAUCCCCAGAAAGUCUUUGGCAUGAAAGCGUUACGAUCAGUCAACAGUACACCGAGACUCUCUGCUACAAGCACUGCUAUAAGGACCACUCUAAGACUUUCAACUACAUCUGUAGACGUUUGACACUAUAAGUCAUUAGUUACAGACUAUUAAAACUAUUUGAAGAUUUAGGCCAGAGGCUAGAAAAGAAGUGGCCCUGCAUCGACCUAUUAUCUUCGCUUCAGACAUUCUGAACUUGUCACUGUAUGUAGCUCAACUGAAUGACUGUGUUAAUGAUACAAGUGUUGCUCAGUAACUGAAAGUCAUUUGGAGGCAUGAAUUGUUGUUGUGUUUAACUCUUAUACACUUUUUGAAAAUGUGUGAGUAUAAAAGAUUGCUUCAAUCUGAUGUAAAUUUAUUUAUUAACUUUUAAUUUCAAACGUCAAAUUUUUUUUUAUUUGGCUGGGACGUGAUUAAUUCAAUACUAAUUUAUUUAUGUUUCCUACUCAACACCUCAUUAAAAUAUUUCUUUGGUUCGUUUACAAAGCAUUUUUAUAAAGUCUUAAAAUUUACAACAUCAUUUUUUAUUACGUUUGAAAAUAAAAAUGGUCAAAUUUGUUUGAUGGGAUACUUCCUGUGGGACUGAGUUUUCUGUUGUUCUGGGGGAUAUAAAUGCCAUGCAUCUAAGUUGUUAAUGCUCCUAAGCUGACUUCCAUCGUCCACCCAUCCCAGUGGCGCUACAGCCCAUGGAGGUCCCUGGACUGCUUAAGCCCAUCUCUCCAUUCUGAUCUACCCCAUCCCAAGAAAUAACUUCAUGUUCAUGUUUAAUGAUACAUGUCUGUCAAUGGAGCUGCUUUAUGAGAUAGAACUGGAAAGUGAAAUAGAGUAAUUUCCCUUUGUCGUCUCCCAGACUCCUAUGUAAAUCUGCAAAUGUUAAGCGUAUGUCUUAACGAUGGUCUAAUCAUCUGAUCUAGUGUUUAUCUUUUUUUGAAUGAUCAAAGUUUUGUAAAGCUGUGAUUAACAUACUGCUGGUAUGCAUGAGUUCGAAAGUGAAAGUAAACGAAACUAUUAAAGUUAUUAAAAUUAUAUCGCAUUAUCAUCGGCACUGCCUUCAAACCCUAACCCAUGCCAUUAAAGGUUAACUCAUUUCUUUUUACCCUAACCGAUGCCUUAUAAACAAACUAAAGCUUUAAAGAACAUUAUGUUUUUAAGUAUGUUAUUUUCAUUACUUUGUGAUUCAUUGCAAUACUAUUUUAUUUUAUUUAUUGUUUAUAUGAAUUUCAUGUUUAAAAUUUAAUCAAGAAUUAUUUUUUUUUUACUUUAGAUGGAUGGGAUUAGACCAUCAUAUUUUACAUUCAAUGUCUUAUAAUCUUAUGUAAAAUUGUAAAAGAUUGUCAUAUAGUAUGAGUUACAAAGCUUAUGUUAUCUCACUCCGUCUGUCUGGCGCAAUUUUUUUCUACUAUUUUUCCUUCUCCCACUUCCAAUUCUCGCCUCAAGUUGAAAUGUGGCACACAUUCAUUGUUGACGGCAAUACAAGAAACAAUUUUAAAAAAUUAACCAAUUAGUUCAUCAAUUCGUGGUAAUUCAUUCAUUUUGUUCUAUUUAUAUAGAUCGCAAGGUCCGAAAGGGUAACUUUACUUUUUGCAUUGCUAUUUAGAAAAGGGGAGAUAAAAAUUGCAAUAUUGAGAGAUAGUGGAGUGAUUGAUCAGCUUUAUUUUUAUAGAUUUUUUUUUUUUUGCUGGUUUUUAAUUUACUUUGUCCACAUGACUUAAGAUUAAUAAAGACAUUCACGCUAG
Molecule: messenger RNA, 4455 nt
Organism: Biomphalaria glabrata
Lineage: Eukaryota; Metazoa; Mollusca; Gastropoda; Planorbidae
Product: mucin-5AC-like
Exons: 7
Coding region: 272-2803 (843 amino acids)
Source: RefSeq, a predicted model, not a curated record